AUGCCGCCCGAGUCCCAUCAGCGCGUCCGUCGACAGCGCAGUCCCACGCGGGGGCAGUCACGGCCGCGUCCCCGUCCCGGUCGGUCCCCAUCCCGACCUCGUCACGACAACGACGUGGGACCCCGCAAGCGUUCGGAUCCCCUGGACGACCAGCGCUCCCGAGCGCGUCACAGGCAACAAGAGGCACCUCCUGUACGUGCGAAGUCCCGUCCCCCACCCUCGGGUUUAGGCUCCGGAGACGGUCGGGGACCGCCGACCAGUGCGAAGCGUCCCCGGGUCCGCUUCAGCGUGAUCGAGUCCGAAGGGGCCGCGGGAUUGCUCUCGGCCAAAGCCACGUACAGCGGUCUCUUGCGGAAACAAGCGGACAACCAGCCAGGAGCGUGGAACGAGUACUACUUCGUGGUCAAGCCCUUGACGUACUUGUUGUAUUACAACUCCAAGGACGACGAGACGCCCCGGGGGAUCAUUGACCUCGAGUACUUGUCCGACGUGAAGCGCAAUGCCGACUGCUUGCAACGGGCAGUGGGGGCCCGGGACAAUUGUUUUCGGGUUUCAGGCAAACUCCCGCGACCCACUGCUGAGCAAACGGCGUCCGGGGACGUUCCGAAGAUGCGUCCCUUAUUCCUCGAUGCGAGGGACGACGACGAUGCGCUGGAGUGGAUGCAAGCGAUUCGCAACCAUCGGUUUAGUCUCAAGAAAGACCAGCAGUUUGCCGAGGUGAUGCUGGAAUUGCGGGACGUUCGGCUGAAAGUCGAGCUACUUGAGGCAGCGCAGCAAGAGGAGAGGAGGAUGACAAAGGCAUUGCGGGUGAAAGCCAAGACGCUGUUGCAGAAAAUGCGGGCAGUGGAGGGGGGCAGCAGCUUGGACGAUGUGGUGGAGGCUGAUGAGCUUGGGUUGGAUGACACGGCGGAUGAGAUGCUGGCGAUGCUGGAAGGUAUGGAAGAUGUGCUGGUGAAUCUACAGAUGCAGCUCAGUCACCAGAAGCAGCAGGAGGUCACGUCCAAGAAAGGUGAUAAGGCAGGCCCGACUCGUCGAGGCUUUACGCAAGUAAUUCAGCGUGCAGUGACGAGGCGGGAGGUCACUGGCCAGGUAGAAGAAGUACCGGAAGACGAUGGAGAGGAGACGCUUGCUGCUAUUCGGAACCGAAGACAGCGCAAGCUUCCUGAUCCUGUGCCAGUGAUUCAGGAGGAGCAUAAGGUCAAAGCAAAGGAGAAGACUGUGGAAAAAGGGAAGAGCGAGAGCUCUCGCGAGAAGCUCAAGGAAAAGCUGAAGGCAAAUGCUCGAGAGGAGCCAGCAGCAGCAGUUGUGGACAAUGUCUCGGAUGUGCUUGCGAUGUGGAAAGCAAAAAAGAAGAGCUCGUCGAACACCAAGCAGGCAGUGUUCGAGGAUGAUGUUGACAGGUCAGGUAAAAACAGCAACCCGAGCUCUACACGAGGCAUGCCAACCACACUGGAGACGAGCUUGACGUCAAUCCCAACGAGUCGAGGCAGUGAGCGAUUGUCGGAAGAAGACACGGCAUCUCUGGAUUCGACCGAUGAGCAUGAUAUCGAAGAGAGGCUUCCUCCUGGCUGGACCAAGCACGAAAGCCGCGGGUACCCUGGCACGUAUUACUACGCCAAUGAAGAUGGCAAGGUGAGCUGGGAGGUGCCAACAGUUGACAUGGAUGGCAGCAAAAGUGAUGGCUACAGCGAUCGUGACGACCGUAGCGAAUCCGGCACCGACAAGGACGAGAAUGCCGUAGUGGUGGGGAGCGAAUACGAACACCGUAAUAGCUACACUGACACCCACAGCGAGGAAGACGAGGUCGACGUCGUUUAUCCCGAGACGACCGUUGAUGUGAGUCCUGAGUGCCAAAGCGAGCAAGAGACGGAUGAUGCCACUGCCGGUGGAACGACGUCAGCUGCGUACCGGAAGUUGAAGCCGAAACCCAAGUCUGCCUGGGCGUUCAAGCUGCCAAAGCUGCUGCCGACCACAACCCAGGUAGCUCCACCCGAAGUGACCUCGUCGUCCCCCAUUCUCCGCGGUGCCAACCACCACGAGUUUUAA
This is a messenger RNA of Peronospora matthiolae, 2046 nucleotides long. The record is from the annotation of a GenBank genome assembly. Lineage: Eukaryota; Oomycota; Peronosporomycetes; Peronosporales; Peronosporaceae.